CGGCAGCGGCGAGCCGCCUUCCUCAGUCAUCAGGCGCUUCAUUUGCUGAGUGUUGCUGGAUUUCUGAGUGCUCUGCUCUUCAGAACGGAUUUGUUCAAUAGGUGAAUCCAUUAUCGUGGCUGUUUUUGCCGUCGGCGGUGAUUCUUUGCUUCUGAUGGCAAUUGACAUUCUUCCAGUCAGAAAAGGUUUUUAGAGAAUAAGAAGAAAAAGAAGAAGAAGAAGCCGCUAGGGGCGAGCUGGAGCGUGCUCAGUGAGGUUGGGAAGACGUCAACAUGUCCGUCUCCACUCAACUGGGUUUACUGCUUUGGAAGAACUUCACUUAUCGACGGAGACAGACCAUUCAACUGCUGAUUGAGAUCGUCUGGCCUCUGUUCAUCUUCUUCAUCCUGAUUUCAGUCCGGAUGCAUUAUCCCCCCUACGAGCAACAUGAAUGCCAUUUCCCGAACAAGGCCAUGCCCUCGGCUGGUACCCUGCCCUGGGUGCAAGGCAUCAUCUGCAACGCCAACAACCCCUGCUUCCGCAAUCCCACACCUGGCGAGAGUCCCGGGGUGGUGGGGAAUUUCAAUGAUUCUAUAAUCUCCCGUCUGUUCAACGAUGCCAAGAAGAUCCUGCUGUACACUCAGAAUGAUAAGAGCUACGAGGGCUACAAGGGGCUGCUGAGGGCCCUCAGGAAGCUGCAGAAGAACACUGCUAGUUUCAAGCUGAAGGACUUUUUGCAAGACGAUGAGACUCUUUCCCACUUCCUGCACCACAACGCCUCUCUCCCCCGUCACGCGCUGAAACAGAUCGUGGAGGCUGAUGUCAAUCUGGAGAAGGUGCUGACUAAAGGUUUCGGCUUCCAUCUCCGGGACCUCUGUAACGGCACGCCCCUCGAGGAGUUCGUCCACAUCGCCGACCGCAACGUGUCCCGCCUGACUCAAGAAAUCAUUUGCAAUUCCUCCAGGGAUUGGCUAGACAAGGCCCAGAGCCACUUCCUCUCCAACUUGGACUUUUUCAAACCCAUUCGGAAGGAUGUCAAGUCGGACCCCAAAGUUGUUCAGGAAGUCUCAGCUGCAACCGACAAUCUUCUGGAGAGCCUGGGAGCAUUGGCCGUGGAGCUUAACAGUAUGAACAGUUGGAAGGACAUGCGUAAGGAGAUCCUGUAUCUCACUGUAAAUGCCACAGGCUCUCCGAACCAGAUGUACCAGGCUGUGUCGCGCAUCGUCUGCGGACACCCCGAGGGAGGGGGCCUCAAAAUCAAGUCUCUCAACUGGUAUGAGGACAACAACUACAAGGCCCUGUUUGGAAACCAUGGCAACAGCAGCGACGCUGAUCUCCUCUCGGCUUACGACAACUCUUCCACUCCCUAUUGUAACAAAAUGAUGCGGAACCUGGAGUCCAGCCCCAUCUCCAGGAUGAUCUGGAGAGCUCUGAAGCCUCUGCUCAUGGGGAAGAUCCUGUACACGCCAGAUACCCCCGCCACACAGAGAAUCAUCCAUGAGGUGAAUAAGACCUUCCAGGAGUUCGGCGUGCUGAGGGACCUUGGAGGGAUGUGGGAGGAGAUGAGGCCCAAAUUCUGGAACUUCAUGGAAACGGGCGAGGAAAUGGACAUGGUUAGGACGCUGCUCCAGAAUAACGGCAGUGCCGCGUUCUUUAACGCUCAGCUCAGUGGGACGGAGUGGCGUGUGUCGGACGUGUCGGCCUUCCUGAUGAAGGUCUCGGAGGACCAGAGACCUGCAGGAUCCGCUUAUACCUGGAGAGACGUCUUCAAUGAAGCCGACCACUCCAUCCAGACCAUCUCGCGCUUCAUGGAGUGUGUCAACCUAGACAAGCUGGAGCCUGUCGCCAAUGAGGAGAGACUGGUCAACAAGUCCAUGGGUCUUCUGAACAACCAGAAGUUCUGGGCUGGAAUCGUGUUUCCUGACAUCUCCCAUAGCGACAGCGCCGACUUGCCUCCUAACGUCAAAUACAAGAUCCGCAUGGACAUUGAUAACGUGGAGAGGACAAACAAGAUUAAAGACGGCUAUUGGGACCCCGGUCCCAGGGCAGACCCCUUCGAGGACCUUCGAUAUGUCUGGGGUGGAUUUUCUUACCUGCAGGACGUGAUCGAGCAUGGAAUCAUCAGAGCCAUCACUGGCACCAAGGAGAAGACGGGCGUCUACAUUCAGCAGAUGCCCUACCCCUGCUACGUUGAUGACAUUUUCCUGCGGGUGAUGAGUCGGUCCAUGCCUCUCUUCAUGACCCUGGCGUGGAUGUACUCGGUAGCCAUCAUCAUCAAGGGCGUGGUGUACGAGAAGGAGGCCCGGCUCAAAGAGACCAUGAGGAUCAUGGGGCUGAACAACGGCAUCCUGUGGCUCAGCUGGUUCAUCAGCAGCUUGAUCCCGCUGCUGAUCAGCGCCAGCUUGCUGGCGCUGUUAUUGAAGAUGGGAAACCUGCUGCCUUACAGUCACCCAGGCGUUGUGUUCCUAUUCCUGGGAUCCUUCGGCGUUGUAACCAUCAUGCAGUGCUUCCUCAUCAGCACUCUGUUCUCUCGUGCCAACCUGGCAGCUGCCUGCGGGGGCAUCAUAUACUUCACGCUCUACCUGCCCUACGUGCUGUGUGUCGCCUGGCAAGACUACAUUGGCUUCGGAGCCAAAGUCAUAGUGAGUCUGCUGUCUCCUGUGGCGUUUGGUUUUGGCUGUGAGUACUUUGCCCUGUUCGAGGAGCAAGGGGUGGGCAUCCAGUGGUCCAACCUGCUGGCCAGCCCCCUGGAGGGGGACAACUACAACCUGACCACCUCCAUCUCCCUCAUGCUGUUUGACGCGGUGCUCUACGGAAUAAUGACCUGGUACAUCGAAUCUGUGUUCCCUGGUCAGUAUGGGAUCCCCAGGCCUUGGUACUUCCCUUUCACGAAGACGUACUGGUGUGGAGAGGAAGAGAACACCAGCAUGUCCACCCCUCUGUCGAAGAAGGGCAACGCUGAAGCUGUGUGUAUCGAGGAGGAGCCGAGUGACAUCGAGCCAGGUGUUUACAUCGAGAAUCUGGUGAAGGUCUACAGCCAUGGAAAAAAGCUGGCGGUGGACGGACUGUCCCUGAAGUUCUAUAAAGGACAGAUAACCUCCUUCCUCGGCCACAAUGGAGCUGGCAAGACCACCACCAUGUCAAUCCUGACGGGCUUGUUCCCACCCACAUCUGGCACAGCCUAUAUCCACGGCAAGGACAUCCGCAGUGAACUCAGCACCAUCCGGCAGAAUCUGGGCGUCUGCCCCCAACACAACGUACUGUUCAGCAUGCUGACGGUGGAGGAACACAUCUGGUUCUACGCCCGUCUGAAGGGGCUGCCGUACGAGAAAGUGAAGGCCGAGAUGGAACAAAUUGUGAACGACGUCGGACUGUCUGACAAACGGCAUUCCCGCACCAACACGCUCUCCGGAGGGAUGCAGAGGAAACUGUCAGUGGCUCUGGCGUUUGUCGGGGGCUCAAAAGUUGUGAUCCUGGAUGAACCUACGGCCGGAGUCGAUCCCUACGCACGCAGGGGCAUCUGGGACCUGCUGCUUAAAUACAGACAAGGCCGCACCAUCAUCCUGUCCACUCACCACAUGGACGAGGCCGACAUCCUGGGCGACCGCAUCGCCAUCAUCUCCCACGGCAAGCUGUGCUGCGUGGGCUCCUCGCUGUUCCUAAAGACCCAACUGGGCACGGGCUACUACCUGACCCUAGUCAAGAGAGACUACGACUUAACACUUCAAUCCUGCAGGAAUUCCGCCAGCACCGUGUCCUACAGCAAGAAGCCCGAGAAGGUACGAAAGCUGUUGAGGACAACGCAGGAGGACGCUGUAUCAGAGAGCAGCUCAGAUGCAGGUCUGGGCAGCGAACCAGAGAGUGAAACCACCACUAUUGAUGUGUCCCUUAUCUCCAACCUGAUAUUCAAGCAUGUCCACGAGGCUCGCCUGGUGGAGGACCUUGGCCAUGAGAUCACUUAUGUCUUGCCCUAUCAGUCAGCUAAAGACGGAGCCUUUGUCGAGCUCUUCCACGAGCUGGAUGACAGACUCACCGACCUGGGAAUAUCCAGCUAUGGAAUAUCUGAUACCACCCUGGAGGAGAUUUUCCUGAAAGUGGCUGAGGACAGCGGAGUGGACGCUGUUGAGCUCUCAGAUGGAGUCGUGCCGACCAGGACCCGUCGCCAUCAUGCAUUUGGAGACCACCAGAGCUGCCUGAAGCCCUUCACCGAGGACGACUUUGAAUUCAACGAGUCAGAAGAAUCCCGAGAGACCGACCUGCUCAGUGGAACCGAUGGCAAAGGCUCGUUCAAGGUCAAAGGCUGGAGUCUGAAGAGGCAGCAGUUUGUUGCACUACUCUGGAAAAGAUUCCUCUACGCCCGGCGCUCCAGGAAAGGCUUCUUUGCUCAGAUUGUUCUCCCGGCGGUGUUUGUGUGUAUUGCCCUGGUGUUCAGCCUGAUUGUCCCUCCGUUUGGAAAGUACCCAAGUCUGACUCUGGAUCACAGCAUGUACGGGGAGCAGUUCACCUUCAUCAGUAAUGACUUACCCGAGGACCCUCACAUCAACAAACUACUGGAAGCUCUCACAGAAAAAGCAGGAUUUGGAACGCGCUGCAUGGAAGGACAACCCAUACCGGAGACUUCCUGUGCAGCAGUAGAGGAUGAGUGGUCGCUCCCGGAAGUCUCUCAGAGUGUGAGGGACGUGUUCGACAAAGGCAACUGGUCCAUGGAGGAUCCCUCUCCCAUGUGUGAGUGCAGCUGUGGAGGACGCAAGAGGAUGCUUCCCGAGUGUCCUGCUAGCGCCGGGGGACUCCCACCACCUCAGAUUAAAAUCAGCGAAAAAGACACACUUCAGAAUUUGACUGGCCGAAACGUCUCCGACUAUCUGGUUAAAACCUACGCUCAGAUCAUCGGCAAGAGCCUGAAGAACAAGAUUUUGGUCAACGAGUUCAGAUACGGUGGAUUCUCACUGGGCGCCAGGAGAUCUCCGUUAAUGGCCCACACAGAGGACAUCGACGAGGCCAUCGCUCAACUCACGAAGCGUUUCCACCUGGAGAGAGGAACGGCCGCGGAUCGGUUCUUUAACAGUCUCUCCAGUUUUAUACAAGGGUUGGACACCAAGAACAAUGUCAAGAUCUGGUUCAACAACAAAGGCUGGCACAGCAUCGGCUCGUUCCUCAACGUGAUGAACAACGGCAUCCUGCGGGCGAGUCUGAAGGCCGACCAAGACCCCACGAAGUUCGGCAUCACUGCCGCCAAUCACCCGCUCAACCUCACCAAGGAGCAGCUGUCACAGGUCGCAUUGAUGACGACGUCGGUCGAUGUGCUGGUUUCCAUCUGCGUGAUCUUCGCCAUGUCCUUCGUACCUGCCAGUUUUGUGGUCUUCCUCAUCCAGGAGAGAGUGAACAAAGCCAAACACCUGCAGUUCAUCAGCGGCGUGCAGCCUUUACUCUAUUGGCUGGCCAACUUUGUCUGGGACAUGUGUAACUACAUCGUCCCGGCCACACUGGUCAUCAUCAUCUUCAUGUGUUUCCAACAAGAUGCCUACGUGUCCUCCACCAAUCUGCCCGUGCUGGCGCUGCUGCUGCUGUUCUACGGAUGGUCCAUCACCCCUCUGAUGUACCCAGCCUCGUUCUGCUUCAAGAUCCCCAGCACGGCCUACGUGGUUCUCACCAGCGUUAACAUACUGAUCGGGAUCAACGGCAGCGUCGCCACAUUUGUACUGGAGCUGUUUGGAGGCAAUGAAAUUGGUGGCAUCAACGACAUCCUGAAGAACGUGUUCCUCAUCUUCCCUCACUUCUGUCUGGGCAGAGGGCUGAUUGACAUGGUGAAGAAUCAGGCAAUGGCAGAUGCUCUGGAGAGAUUUGGUGAAAACCGGUUCCGCUCCCCUCUGGCCUGGGACAUGGUGGGAAAGAACCUGUUUGCUAUGGCCAUAGAGGGCGUGAUCUUCUUCACCAUCACCAUCCUCAUUCAAUACCACUUCUUCUUCAAGGCCAGGUCAUCCACUAGUCACCUGAAGCCCAUUGGAGAAGAAGACGAGGACGUGGCCAGAGAGCGACAGAGGAUCCUCAGUGGAGGAGGACACUCGGACAUCCUGGAGCUCAAACAGCUCACCAAGAUUUACAAAAGGAAACAGAAGCCGGCAGUGGACCGACUGUGUGUCGGCAUCCCCCGUGGAGAGUGCUUCGGUCUGCUGGGGGUGAAUGGGGCAGGGAAAACCAGCACCUUUAAAAUGCUGACAGGAGACUCGAUGGUCACCGGUGGAGAGGCUUACCUGGCUGGCAAGAGUGUCAAGACAGAGAUCCAUGAGGUGCAUCAGAACAUGGGCUACUGUCCUCAGUUUGAUGCCAUCAACGAUCUGCUGACCGGCAGAGAGCACCUCGAGUUCUACGCCAUCCUGAGAGGAGUGCCUGAGAAGGAAGUCUGCGAGGUGGCAGAGUGGGGCAUCCGGAAGAUGGGUUUGCUCAAGUAUGUGGACAAGUCAGCCGGCAGCUACAGCGGAGGAAACAUGAGGAAACUGUCCACUGCCAUCGCUCUCAUAGGAGGACCACCUGUCGUGUUUCUGGAUGAACCGACGACAGGCAUGGAUCCUAAAGCCCGCCGUGCUCUGUGGAACGCAAUCCUGAGCAUCAUCAAAGAGGGACGAUCUGUAGUCCUGACCUCUCACAGCAUGGAGGAGUGUGAGGCACUUUGCACCAGAAUGGCCAUCAUGGUCAACGGCAGGUUCCGCUGUCUGGGCAGUGUGCAGCAUCUCAAAAACAGGUUCGGCGACGGCUACACCAUCAUCCUGCGGGUGACCGGCCCAGACCCGGACCUUCGGCCGGUGAGGGAGUUCAUCGAGCGGGAGCUGCCUGGCAGCACGCUGAAGGAGAAGCACCGCAACAUGCUGCAAUACCAACUGCCCACCUCCCUCACCUCCCUCGCCCGCAUCUUCUCCCUGCUCUCUGAGAACAAGGAGGCCCUCAGCAUAGAGGACUACUCCGUCUCGCAGACUACUUUAGACCAAGUGUUUGUAAAUUUCGCCAAGGACCAAAGUGAUGAGGACCAUUUGAAAGAGGCCCAUCUGAACAAACGGGACGCUGUGGUAGUGGACAUUCCCAAGCGAAACACUUUCAUCACGGACAACAAGACCAAGGAGAGCUGCGUCUGACUCCACGAAACAGCAUCGCGGGAGACAUCGCUGCCCUUCACCCCCUCCCCACAACCCAGAAACCAUGGACCACUAACCUGCGGGGGAGGAUGGGGGGGUGGGGGGGGCGGUGACGAACUAUGUUCAUUUUUUUUUCUUUUUCUAUUUUUUAGUCUUUUUUAAUUGUUAUCAUUUCUCAGUGGACCUGCACUUCAGCGCACAGCACAGCCUCUUGAGAAGGCAGAGACUGCAGGUAUUGUGACACUGACGCAAUGGAAACUCAAUGCAAAUCAAUGCAAGAAAUGUACAAGAAUAUAUUUAAGAUGAGAAGAUAUUCCUGAGGGCUGGAGACUGGUGCUUUUCCUUCACGAGACGGGCGGAAAGAAAGAAAAGACAGGAUUAUAAUACUGCGCUCGACGGGAAAGUUGUGUAGCUCUGCUACGCAUUCAGCGGACAUGGCAUUGGGGAUGAUGGAAGGAAAUAUCUCUAUUCCCCCCCCCCCCCUGUACCUUAAAGUAGUGGGACUGUGUAUGCGGGGCGGCUCUGUAUCGUGAAAUCGCCAGAGCGUAAAGCGAAACAAAAAAAUCCAGAUCAUUCACUGCCAACUGCUGAAGACGGACCGACUACUUUUUUUUAUUCAAGGUCAGCCCUGGCGCUCUCUUCGUUACCAAGCGCAGUUGUUUUUGUAUCAUGCAAAUGAUGGUGAAAAAAAAAAAAUAGUUACAAUCCAAUUGAUUUCAGUCACAAUCAUUCAACGUAUUAAUUUGUACUAAUUCUUUUUUUUCUUUUAAGAUAAUUUUAUUUGAAUGGACAAACUUAACCUGUAUGGAGUUUUGUUGUUCUUCGUGCCUGUACUGUACCGCGGUGGAGAGAAAGCUGAGCACUCCAAAACAACAACAAUGUAUGUAGGCUGCCCAGGAAUGUUUAAGAAAGAAACCAUCAAAGCACAAAAAAGGGGCUUUUUGUGAAGAUGGUGAAUGAAACGUCACUAUUUUUUUAUUGUGUCCUUCAUUGUCAAAAACCAACAACAACAACAACAAAAUCUUGCAGUUGCUUGAUGUCUGUACAAGAUGUGCGAUCCUGGAUUCACUCCUUCAACGAAUCGGAGUGCACGAAGGACGACCGUCUCAAACUGGCAGUUGGGACUUGAAGAGAAAGCUGAAGGUCGCUCAGAGAAUUCGGACAGGUCUUUAAAAGUUCAUUGGAAAUAUUUAAUUGCAUGCUUCUCACUGGCCCACACACACCCGUACUAUCAGCCGCUGUGUGUGUGCGCGCCAGAGCAUGUCGUAAGAUCAGCUUGUGAAAGGACUCGAGCUGUGCGUCACUGUUGUGGGAUUACUGGCACAUAAUGUUAACGUGGAGUCCGAAUCCAAAAUUCUGUUGUAAAAAAGAAUCGAUCUGUGUCAACAUGUGAUUUUCCGGCGGCGAGACGAGUUCCGAUGGAAAUGGCCCCGCAGGUAAAACUGUCGCUGUCGUGCCCGCAGGCGGCGUCCCAGCUGCUCUGCUUGUACGAGAUCUAGACGGGCGCAUUCAAAACCUGAGCCGGCGCCGAUGUGGAUAUUAUGUACAGAAGCGACUUUUGUGACUUCAGGUCAAAAACACACACGCAAAAACAAACACAAAAAUGUUAAGAGUGAAGUGAACAAAACCGUACCUGUGCCAAAUGGAGCUGACUAUAUAUCUUCGACCAACCAGCAUAUUAUGGAGGAGGCAACUGUUUUGUAAAGUUGUGCUUUCAUGUCAGGCCUUCGUCCGUCGUCAGCAGCUCGAAACAAAGAGCGCACAUUAUGUCAAACGUGUGCUCUCUCUCUCUCUCUCUCAUAUUCAGUCUCAGUCAGUGUUUUUAUCUUUUAGUCAUGUUGCCAAAUUCCAAUCUUUCCGUCUGUCCACAUCGAUAAGCUGCCACGCUGAAGUUACACUCAGUUACUCAAGUAUUUCAGGCUAAAUUAUGUUUCCGGAGCAAGUGGACAAGCCAGACUCCACAUAAACAGGGACCACGUUCAUUCGAGUUGUUCUUGUGAUGUUUUUUUAGUCCAGGAAACGGCGUCCUGGGUUCAAACCAGUGACCGACUGUCAUUACGGGUUCUCCGUGUCAUAUCUAAUCUGGGAACGCACCAAAAAACCCUCUGCUGAAUGUGAGCACUUUAUAGACUUCAUAGCCUGUCGUGUCAAAGACGUAAUCGUACUAAAUUAAGCUUCACCACUGCAUUAAAACAUCUGUUUGAAACUUGAAAUGGAGAUCGAAGGCGUCCACGUGAUUGAGACGAACGCGUGUGAGAUGGAGAGAACUACAGUGGUGAUGUUACUCUUCUCGUGCUCUAUAUUGUUAUUGUUUGUUUACAUUUUUAAGUAUUAAACAGCUGUUUGAGUCUGUUCCACAUUGUGUAUAGUUACUCUUUACAUGAAUAAAUACAAAAAAAAUCAUA
This is a messenger RNA of Pseudoliparis swirei, 9511 nucleotides long. Its product is annotated as phospholipid-transporting ATPase ABCA1-like. The record is from RefSeq and is a predicted model, not a curated record. Gene Ontology annotation, cellular component: intracellular membrane-bounded organelle; membrane. The transcript is spliced from 49 exons. Lineage: Eukaryota; Metazoa; Chordata; Actinopteri; Perciformes; Liparidae. The coding region runs from base 273 to 7106 and encodes 2277 amino acids. Gene Ontology annotation, molecular function: ATP hydrolysis activity; ATP binding; ABC-type transporter activity. Gene Ontology annotation, biological process: transmembrane transport; lipid transport.